ACCUGUGGGAUUGCCGCCAGGUGUGCAGGCCGCUCCAAGCCCAGCCUGCCCCGCUGCCACCACCAUGACGCUCCUCCCUGGCCUCCUGUUUCUCACCUGGCUGCAUGCAUGCCUGGCCCACCAUGACCCCUCCCUCAGGGGGCACCCCCACAGUCACGGUACCCCACACUGCUACUCGGCUGAGGAACUGCCCCUUGGCCAGGCCCCCCCACACCUGCUGGCUCGAGGUGCCAAGUGGGGGCAGGCUUUGCCUGUAGCCCUGGUGUCCAGCCUGGAGGCAGCAGGCCACAGGAGGAGGCAUGAGAGGCCCUCAGCUAUGACCCAGUGCCCCGUGCUGCGGCCAGAGGAGGUGUUGGAGGCAGACACCCACCAGCGCUCCAUCUCACCCUGGAGAUACCGCGUGGACACAGAUGAGGACCGCUACCCACAGAAGCUGGCCUUCGCCGAGUGCCUGUGCAGAGGCUGUAUCGACGCGCGGACGGGCCGCGAGACAGCUGCGCUCAACUCCGUGCGGCUGCUUCAGAGCCUGCUGGUGCUGCGCCGCCGGCCCUGCUCCCGCGACGGUUCGGGGCUCCCCACGCCCGGGGCCUUCGCCUUCCACACCGAGUUCAUCCACGUGCCUGUCGGCUGCACCUGCGUGCUGCCCCGUUCAGUGUGACUGCCGAGGCCGUGGAGCCCCUAGAUUGGACACGUGCUCCCCAGACGGCACCCCCUAUUUAUGUGUAUUUAUUGUUAUUUAUAUGCCUCCCCCAACACUACCCUUGGGGUCUGGGCAUUCCCCGUGUCUGGAGGACAGCCCCCCACUGUUCUCCCCAUCUCCAGCCUCAGUAGUUGGGGGUAGAAGGAGCUCAGCACCUCUUCCAGCCCUUAAAGCCACAGAAAAGGUGUCACACGGCUGCCUGUACCUUGGCCUCCCUGCCCUGCUCCCGGCUUCCCUCACCCUAUCACUGGCCUCAGGCCCCCCAGCCUCCCUCUUCCCAACCUCCUUGGAAGUACCCCUGUUUCUUAAACAAUUAUUUAAGUGCACGUGUAUUAUUAAACUGACAAACACAUCCCCA
Molecule: messenger RNA, 1058 nt
Organism: Nomascus leucogenys (northern white-cheeked gibbon)
Lineage: Eukaryota; Metazoa; Chordata; Mammalia; Primates; Hylobatidae
Source: RefSeq, a predicted model, not a curated record